GGUAGCAGCAGUGGUAGCAGGGCCCUCCCUCUGUCUCUGCACAUAAAUACUCGCAGCCUGCCUAUUCCAGGCAUGGAUGACGGUUGCACUCAGACAUGGCACUGCGACAUUAUACUCUCGACUUCAACCUCUCUACGGCAGUUGACUCUGCCACAACAGUCCCUGGUCUGCUGUCCAUAUUUCAUGAGCAGGAAAUGACAGAGACUGUCCAUGACACAAAUGAGCAUGGAUACCUUGCUACUCUCGUAGGCAAGAAUGGCCGGCUUGCUGUUCUGCGUGUGCACUCCCAGGGGUUGGUCACCAUUGAUCUGCAGUGUUACGAAGAGGAUAACAUUGCACAACUAGACAAUCUUUUAAAUGCACUGGAAAAGGAGCUAAAGGUUCUCUUAAAUGGCAAUAUUACAAGGAUUAAAAGGCUCCCCGCCCUUGUACGAGGAGCAAAAAUUGACCGAUACUGGCCCACAGCUGAUGGCAGACUGAUUGAAUAUGACAUUGACCGGGUGGUGUACGAAGAAGAUUCUGCAUACCAAAACAUAAAAAUAUUGCACUCACAGCAGUUUGGAAAUAUCCUCGUGCUCAAUGGAGACAUUAACCUGGCUGAGAGCGAUUUGGCGUACACCCAAGCCAUCAUAGGUAGCGGCAAAGAGAAUUAUGCUGGAAAAGAGGUGCUGAUAUUAGGAGGAGGUGAUGGAGGCAUCCUUGCCGAGGUGGUCAAACAAAAGCCAAAGAUGAUCACCAUGUUGGAGAUUGACCAGAAGGUGAUAGACGGGUGCAAAACGCACAUGAGAGAAACCUGCGGCAAUAUCCUGGACAACCUGAAGGGAGACUGCUACCAAAUACUAGUCGAGGACUGUGUCCCCGUGCUGAAGAAGUACGUCCAGGAAGGAAGGACGUUUGAUUACGUAAUUAAUGACCUCACUGCAAUCCCGAUAUCUACGGAGCCAGAAGAAGACUCGACAUGGGAGUUCCUGCGUCUCAUCUUAGAUCUGUCAAUAAAAGUCCUGCAUCCCUCUGGGAGAUACUUCACACAGGGUAACAGCGUGAAUCUGACAGAGGCACUGAGUCUGUAUGAGGAGCAGCUGGGAAAGCUCUCGUGUCCGGUGGACUUCUCCAAAGAGGUGGUGUGUGUGCCCUCCUACUCUGAGCUAUGGGUUUUCUACACCAUAUGGAAGAAGUAGAGACCUCCAGUUCUCUCUGCACGAAUUCCCAGCGGCUGGAAUGUUAAUGCUCCUCCCGUUUCUGCUGUAGCCUUUAGGGUGUGUUCAGACUGAACAUGACAGGACAAUUAGAGGCAACACAAAGUUUGGAUCCACGCAUUGUUCUGGUGGCUUUAGAAUGGUUAAAUUUAAAAAAAUGGAGCGAGUCUGGAGGAACAGGACACAAAAACAAAAAUAAUUGCAGUGUUCUUUCAAUAUAAAAAGAGUAGUUGAUAGUUCUACAGACAUUUUUCAUGCACAUGGCAGUCUACAUGGCUGGCAUUAGUGCGUUACUGCUGACUGACUACAGCGAGCAUUUGCACUGUAAUUGGCUGUUUGUGGUUAACAAGCACGGACUUCAAAACACUCCAGCGGUCAAAUUGGUGCGAAUAAAUCAAGAUGAAAAUUCCCUCUGUGUUCAGUCUGAACACAACUUAAGGGGCACAAUGACAGUUUUAUUAUCCCCUCUCCAUUAACCCCUUUCUCCCCGAAUCUUCCUUCUCUUUCUUCCAGUUUUAGUUGUGUUCGACCAUUGUUUGCUACAACUUAUCAGUUGUAUUCGUUUGUGUUGAUUUGGAAUGUCCAUUUGCAUGUGCUCUGAAGGAACUGUUAGAUGUUUCCACAGUGCUUUGAGGCACUGAUAAUGUGGUGUACCUGCUCUUACAACAGGUGUGUUCUUUAGGUUUUCUUUUCUUUACUUUGAGUUAUGAGCUCAAAUUGUGUGAUAGGGCAAUCUGUAGGCUCGGCACAGCUGAACUGAAUUGCUUUUAAGCUCUGUUUUUGUUACUGCCUCACAAAUGUGAUUUGAUUCUUUCAGGUUGUAUCAAGACAAUGUGACCAUGUCCAGUGAGACUGAAGCGUUUGAGUCCAAAUGUGUUUUAAAAGGGAAACGAUUCCACCACUUUAAUGCCACCUCUGUGCUUGUGCUGUUUAUAUGUCUUGUUUUAUUAGCACCUUUGGUUUCUCCUGAUAUAUUUUAAGUUUUUUAAGACUGUAUUAGGUGCAUGUAAAGGACGGUGAAUGUAGCUUGCAUACACAGUACACAGCACGUUUACACGUGAUCAACCCUGUGGGACUGAGUUACAUUUAUUUAUUCAAUAUGAUUUCACCAAAUGCUGUUCUGUCCCACUUGAGAUCAUUUUUGUGACCAUCUACAAUUAAAGUGUUUUUGGG
Molecule: messenger RNA, 2369 nt
Organism: Chelmon rostratus (copperband butterflyfish)
Lineage: Eukaryota; Metazoa; Chordata; Actinopteri; Chaetodontiformes; Chaetodontidae
Gene: sms
Product: spermine synthase
Exons: 11
Coding region: 96-1178 (360 amino acids)
Biological process (GO): spermine biosynthetic process
Molecular function (GO): spermine synthase activity
Source: RefSeq, a predicted model, not a curated record